Molecule: messenger RNA, 4358 nt
Organism: Zootermopsis nevadensis
Lineage: Eukaryota; Metazoa; Arthropoda; Insecta; Blattodea; Termopsidae
Cellular component (GO): membrane
Molecular function (GO): ligand-gated monoatomic ion channel activity
Source: RefSeq, a predicted model, not a curated record
UAGUUACUGCAAUUUUGAGUGAAGAAUAGAAAGACACACUCUUAUAGGAUCCACUCAGAAUGCCAGUAAUGCUUGAAGAAGCUUCAUAGUACAAAAAUACCUACAAGAUAAAACAUGUCAACAAAAUCAGCAAUUUCAAUUUGAAAUAUUUUUCUGUGUAAAACAUUAUGAAGAAACAAAACCAACAAACAAAUCGGUCACUGAAAAUAACAAAAACAUAAAAUUAUAUAUAAUAGAAUGUAAGAAUAAGGGUUACAGUGGGCCAAAGAUAACAUUAAACAUUAAGCCUCCCACAUGCCUAAGCAGUAUGCCAGUAAGGUACAAAGAGCAAACAAAGAUAUAGCUUCAAACAUUCAUCAUCUCAGAACUGGAUUGAGGUCAGUUGUCAGCUUCACAUUUCAGAUGAUUUUUAAAUACCUGUAGAGUGAGUAAGAAAUAUGAAUCAUAGUAAUUCAAUACAUUCUUCUCUGAGCUCUGGGUUUAAAAUUAACUUAAAAUGAGAACAGAAAGUAGAUUAUGUUCUCAUAUGUCACUAAGGAGAGCAAAGAUGGCGAAUUCAAACAUGUCAUAUGAUAUUUAUGAUACUUUUGAAACUCGGGUUUCUUUUACAAAUGCACGUUAAUAUUUUACAGGAUAGCAAUGCAAACAUUACAUGCCUACAAUAUGUAUGAUGGCAUCUUGCCAUUUUCUUAACACACUGUAUACAGCAAAUGUAUUAUGUCAUGUCUUCAGAUCUUACAGGCAAAGGUUACAUAUGGAGAGAAUCUACAUAUGUCUAUCACAUAUAGACUAAGUGCAAGUUCUAAGAAUUGCAAGUAGCUCAAUUUGUUUCUUAUGUUUGAGCAAAAAAAAAAAAAGCAUCUCAUGGUUGUUUGCGAUGUAUUCCUUGAUGUGGUUAGUAUGUGCUUGCUGCCCAUUCACUUUCGUACGUUAGCUGUAGCAGCCUGGAAAUAAUGUUAACAAAAAUGCUGUACAAGGACUUUUAUCAAUGGGAAAAAAUUGCUUUGUUGAUAUUGUCCCUACCCAGUACAAAUACUGGUUCUGGCUACCAGUACCCUGAUGGCCAACUUGUUGUGGAUUCAGCUUUGGCAGUUGGAGUCCAUUACUUCACACCUGGUGGAACAGUUGUGGUAUCACUGCCUAACACAACCCUUUUAGCACCAGACUUCAAAAUCCAUGCAUCAAGGAAACUGGGAAAACUAGCACUGUCAACUGAUGGAAACACAGAACAACUUAUUGAUAACCUAACACAGCGUCUUCAUAGCUCAAGUCUCUGGCCAGUUGUGGUCACUUGUCCUGCAGAUGGAAUUAUAAAACAUGACCCAACAAACUGGGAUACAAGGAACGACGAUGUUCAUAGUAGCUAUGUUCUGGUUACCAUGCAGCACAAAGAUUGGCAAGAUCAGGCAGUGUACAGCUUGAGGGAGCAGAUACAGAACCUGGAAACAAUUCCUGCUUGGAACUCACGAGCAAGAUUUGUCAUAAUGUUGUUAGCAGAGGUAACUAAUGCCAGAGAAGUGGCAAAAGAUGUUCUGCAAGAAUUGUGGCAAUGGCAGAUAAUGAAUGUAGUAGUGUUACUUCCAGCUUCAAAUAUCAACAGCAAAAUGCAUAUUGUGCUUGUGUAUACAUGGUUCCCUUAUCAGUCUCCCUCAGGUUUGUGUGGGGAGCUAAGAGAUUCUGUCCAUAUUAAUUCUUGGAUCUUGGAUGAAGAAGGGGGACGAUUUCUAAAAACCUCACCUCUAUACCCACAGAAAGUUCCAUAUAAUCUCAACAGCUGUCCAAUCAGAGCUUCUACUUUUGAAUUUUAUCCUUUUGUUAUAUGCGAUAAGCGUCUAGGCAUCGGGACAAAUACAUCAAUCACUGAUGGCUUGGAAAUACAACUGAUGCAAUGCAUAGCUGAGGGUAUGAACAUGACACUCAUACUUCGAAUACCACCUGGAGAUGAAAGAGGAGGAAUACAGCUGGAAAAUGGUACCUGGACAGGACUAAGAGCUGACAUAGUAAAUGGCAAAGCAGAUAUCACAUUUGCCAGCCUUCUGAGCAAGCUUGAGGAUCAUCUUAUAUUUGAUGACACAAUAAGCUAUUUCACUGAUAGAUUUACAUGGUUUGUAGCUCGUGCAAAACCUUAUCCUCGCUGGCUGGGCAUGGCCAGAGUGUUUGAUCCAAUGACAUGGUUAGUAGGUUUCCUAGUAAUUAUAUUAGCAAGUAUUUUUACAAGAAUUUUGCUGUCUUUCAAGACCAUCAGACACAAUGAAGUGCCAGGUAAUUAUUGGCGAUUUUCUGUCUGUCUGUCCAGUAUGUGGGCUGUGUUCUUGGGUGAAGGUGUACCCAUAAUGCCUUGCAGUCUCCCUCUUCGAUCAUUCUUUCUCUGCAUGAUAAUCUACUCACUCGCAGUCAACACAGUAUUCCAGACAUUUUUCACCAGCUAUGUGGUAAACCCUGGACUCCUACACCAGAUAAGUAAUGUGGAUGAACUCGUUCAGUCUGACCUUGUCUAUGCUUUCUACUAUGUCCUAGAUAAGUUCUUCACUGCAGAUUUCUUACAUAAGUUAGAACCAAGAGUCCAGUGUGAACCUUUCAAGUGUCUGGAUUAUGUUGCCACUCAAGACAACUACGCAACAUUUUGUGGUAGGGCUUUGCUGGCAUACAUUGUUGAUGAACUGGUGAAACAGGAGGGUAAACAUGAGAUUUAUGCAUUUCAAGAAGAUUCCUUCCAAUUACAUUCUGUUAUGCUGAUGCCAAAAGGAAGCCACCUUCUGGAUCGGAUUAAUGUGGUAAUGACCCACAUUGUCGAAGCUGGUUUACCAAAUCAGUUUCUAAAAAGUAUAUUAGAUGCAAGGAGAAUUGAAGCUGGAAUAUUAGCUCUUCAAGAUCUAACUGACGAAUAUUCUGCCCUUAGUCUGAACCAUCUUCAAGGAUCAUUUUUCUUUCUCUUAAUGGGGCUUGCUCUGAGUCUAGGUAUGUUUUUAUUUGAAUUACUGAAAAUCUGUAAGUGAUAUGCUUUGUGUUGUGUCUUAAUAUCUAUUAUACCUUCAAGAGAUGUGAUGUCCUUUAAUUACUAAGUUAUAACAAUUCUUUCUUUCAAUAGUAAAUUAAAUUCUUAGUAAUGCAAGCAGCUGCUAAUUCAUCAAUUUGCCAGUGUUUAAUUUUGAUUAUAUGUUGUAAAAUAAAAUAAAGUUAUUUUCAAAUAUUUUUCUAAAUCAAAACUGAUAAAAUAUCAGAGUCUCUAUAUAACACACAGAGACUAUAUAUUAUUUCAUGUUAAGAAAAAUAAAUCACUAAGGCCAAUCUGCAAAAGGAAUACUGCCCUAAUAAAUCAAAUGAUCUAGCAAAGCUUUCACAAAUUAGUUAACUUUCCAGUGGAUGUCACUUUGAGACAGAAAGAAAAUAUUAAUGUUUUUGAGCACUACAGUCAGGAACCACAAUUUCCUUACCACAUUUGACAGAGUGAAACUGUACAUCCCAUCUUCCAACCCUCUUAAUCUCUCUAUAGUCCACGUCACUUUACAAUUGCUGAUGAUCAGACACCCAUUCCAUCUUGGUGUUGAUCCCCUAUCAGGACUCAUGACCAGAUUUUAAGUUGUGGGUCUCACCAUUAUAGUUUACUGUCAUUUUGCAUCCUCCCUGAUAGGAUAAGUCUGUCAUUUGUCUUUGUCAUGUCUAUAUAUUAUUUCAUUUUAAAAUGAAUGUACAUAAUCACAAUUUAUACUUUCCUAUGUACAAUAUAUACAUGGUCUCUUGUCAGUCCAGGGUUGUUCAGCAGAUUACGCCCUAUCUUAAUUUUCUCUAUGCCACAACAAGCAGAUCAGUCACUUGUAUGAUCAUAGGCUUGACUGCCACCAAGUUCAAGCCUCUUAUAUCUUAUGUGUUGGAACCUCUCUGGAAGUAAACAGAAUUCUGUCUGACAGACAGUCCCAUACUAGAUGUGUUUUAUUCACUCAACCUUGUUAUGUGGACAACCAAAUGGAAAGUUAAAAUACCAUAACUGAAGGAUAUAAAAUCAAAGAACUUCUUCCUUAACCUCAAAGAAGAUGGUUCAAGAAAUACAUGGUGUGUGCGGUAAACUUUGUCAACAGCCAUCAGGAGGGUGCACCAACAUUUAGUAAAAACAUGCAACAAAUACUAAAAUAUACUGGUAUCAUACUUUAAAAACUGUCAUUCCAUCACAAUAUGACUUUAGUGUCACACGUAUUACAACAGAAAAUACUGCCAUCUUUAUGUGAAAUUACAAAACAUAAUGGGUGUAAUUGAUAAGGAACAUCUCCAGGAGCCUGUCUUCAAAUAUCAUCUGUAACCCUCCUCUGUUUAAACAGAUAGAGGCCUUGCAACAAAGUCAGCAUUAAAAUCACUGUGUCAGU